Lodderomyces jiufengensis is the source of this 1386-nucleotide messenger RNA. RefSeq lists its product as uncharacterized. NCBI's taxonomy places the organism in Eukaryota, Fungi, Ascomycota, Pichiomycetes, Serinales, Debaryomycetaceae. The transcript has a single exon. The coding region runs from base 1 to 1386 and encodes 461 amino acids. Gene Ontology annotation, molecular function: RNA polymerase I cis-regulatory region sequence-specific DNA binding. The record is from RefSeq and is a predicted model, not a curated record. Gene Ontology annotation, cellular component: RNA polymerase I upstream activating factor complex; nucleus. Gene Ontology annotation, biological process: nucleolar large rRNA transcription by RNA polymerase I; transcription initiation at RNA polymerase I promoter.
AUGUCAAGUAUGCCUCAGCAUCAACAGAUGCCUGCACAACACCAGCAACAACAACCACAAUUCAAACCAAGAUCUAGUGCCAAUGCCAUGCCAACGAUAUCUUAUUCACCAACUGAUAUAACAAUACCUCCAACAUUAUAUGAUAAAAUUCCAAACCUAAAGGAGUAUAAAAGAUUAAAAGAAGCAGAAAGGAAAAUUGAUUUAUUAAUUGCAAGAAAGGCUUUAGAUUUUCAGGCUAUACAACAAAAAACCAUACAUCCAUUUGAAUAUAAAACAAAUACAGGUUUAUUAAGAGUAUUUAUUUUCAAUACCUCUGAAAAUCAACCAUGGCAACAACAAAAGAACUCCGAUCAACAACCAACAUGGACCUUAAGAAUAGAAGGUAGAUUCAUUGGCGAUAAGAAUACAGAAAUUGAAGAAAAUGCAGACUUAAAAUUUAGCUCAUUUUUAUCAGGUAUAUCAGUUGAUCUUUUACCAAAUGAAAAUUACCCAAAUAUUCAAGAAAAUAAUCAAAAUAUAAUAGAAUGGAGAGAUGAUGGAUCACAAAAUGUUAACAGACAUCCAAAUAAUGUAGGAUUUGAUGGAAUGGACAUCAAAAGACCUGGAAUUUUUAAUUUAAAAGUUAAAAUUGCAAUAAUGAUAAAAAGUUAUACCGCAAAAUUAAGAGUUACAGACGAUAUGGCAAGAUUUACUGGGAAAUUAGAAUGUACUCAACAAGAAGUCAUGUAUACGAUAUGGCAAUAUGCUUUACUGCACAAACUUUUCAAAAAUACAUCAAAAUAUAUGCACGUCCCAGCAGUAGAAACAACAAAUAUAAUGCCAGAACAAGAUCAAGAUAGUCAUGAUGAUUUAACAUUGACUCAAUGUGAUGAAAUCUUGUAUGAUUUAUUAAAAGUCUCAGAAUUCAGAUUUUCAGAUUUGUAUAGAUUAAUUCAACCACAUUUUAAACCAAGAGAACCAAUUAUUUUAGAUUAUGAGAUUAACACCCUAAAAUCAACAACAUUAGGUGAUAUAAUAUUAGACAUCCCAGUAGAAUUACCAGUUAACUUAUCGAAAGCACAACAAGAGUUGCUCGACUUGAACAAAACUGCAUUUGAAAACUUAUCCCAUCACGAUACAAUAAUUGAAAAAUUGAAUCAAAAAAUUUCACUAGCUAUUAUAGCGUUAAGAAAUGCAAAUUCAAGAGAAAACUUUUAUUCCGAAUUAAGUAAAAAUCCCGUUAAAUUUAUUGAAAAUUGGAUUGAAACUCAGUCUGAAACUUUAAAAGCUUUGAAAAGUGAUGAAGGUUACGAAGAAGAAGUUGUUAGAAGAGCUAAAUAUUUUGAAGAUAAUGAAGAUAUGAUUAAAGAAAAAAUUGAUUUAUUGUUUGGUGUUAACAAAUUUUGA